AUGCAUUUGCCAAGGGCAUUUUUGCGACGUCAAUCGGGACCGCCUGGAGGGAACAAUGGGCCGCCAAAUGGACCUGCCUUCCAGCCUUCUGGUGGAUCUGGCAAGACGACUGUGAUGCCCAUAGUUAUUGGCGUUGUUAUCGGCAUCGUCGCACUCCUGCUCGCCAUCUUUUUCAUCCGACAAGUCCGCACGAAACACAAGAACCCGAAAUACGUACCUACACCCUACCUCAAGAAGUUAUGGAAGAAGUGGGAGCCGGCGUCAGGCUAUCGUGUACCCGAUGGAAAUGAAACCCUGGAGCCUAUCGCCGCGACAAGACAAACCGGUGUGCGACGGUCUGGCAAUCCUCCAUCCUCAUUCACGGCUGCGGCCCGGGAUGCGGUUGAGACGGCUGCAAAUAAUGGUUCGAGUGCGGCUGUAGGGGUUGAUAGGAAUACAUCCGUGAGGUCUGUCAUGACCUUGCCGGCAUAUAAUCCGAGUGUCGGACAGAACGAGCAGGUCUUGGGACGAGAAGGCGAACGAGGAGGAAUCGAUGUCGUGAUUGAAUUUCCAGAGACGGUGGAUGAGGAGGAACAGCAGCGUGAAGCGGAGAUGGAAGCUCUAUACCAGGUCAGACUUGCGAGGAGAAGAGAGAAUGAAGAAAGGGAGGAGAGGAGAAGGCUGAGGAGAGAAGCGAGGGAGAGGGGUGAUUUUGUCGCCUUGAGGGAGAUUGCAGAGCGGCAGAGAACAACUUCGACAGCGACUACGGGGCCAACAGUUGAGGAGUUGAGGGCAGAACACGAUCGGAUCAAGAAAGAACGGCAACGGGCCGUUUCUUCGGUGUCUUACGCGGAUCUUGGGAUAGCACGACAUGAUGGAACGAGAUUACGAGCGAACAGUCACGAAAGUGAACGGGAAGGCCUACUUGGGGACGCAGCAAGUAUUGCUGCGAGCAGUCAAUAUCACCGCAGAGAUCGAAGCGCAAGCUCGGUAAUAAGUAUCGAUACGAUGAAUUCUGAUCUUCCAUCGCCUGGCUUCACACGAACGCGCGCGGACUCGAGACCAGGUACUCCCUCAAGUCGCAGAAGGAGCGGACAAAGUCAGGUAGGAACGGUUUCCACUUCGAACGAAGGCAGAGCAGGAAGUAGUCCUGAGAUGAUUGACCACGACGACAUUCCCCCGAACAGCCCGCCGGGAUACGAGAAUAUCUCGUUAGAUACACCGCAUGACGAACAACGAGCGCCACUGGAGCCACCGCCUGAUUAUUCGAGUCCGGUUUUAGGGAGUGGGGAUUACGUGUCGCCAAUUGAAGCAGUACUGCCUUCCCCACCAGCCGAAGCCUUUAACGAUCGCAGAAGUUCUGCUUCGAAUAGUCGAAGAGCCAGCCAUGUUGGACAAUUGAUGUCAGAUAGAAGGUCGAACAGCUCAAACUCCGCAGGAUUAGGCUCUCGACCAUCCACAGAACGAGGAAGCUCUCGAGGAGUGGCUGCUAUUCCACAAUUGCCGAGUCUGAGACUGCGAAGUCUACCUUCGAUUCAAGUCGAUGACGCGGAUGAGCGUGAUGUGACGGAGCAACGGCAUUAUGGCCACCCUGAUGAAUAG
This is a messenger RNA of Hyaloscypha bicolor E, 1581 nucleotides long. RefSeq lists its product as uncharacterized. The record is from RefSeq and is a predicted model, not a curated record. Bases 1 to 1581 code for a protein of 526 amino acids. NCBI's taxonomy places the organism in Eukaryota, Fungi, Ascomycota, Leotiomycetes, Helotiales, Hyaloscyphaceae. The transcript has 2 exons.